AUGGACUCUCAACGGGAUGCCAGUUUGAAAGCCGAUAAUCUGACAAACGAUCAAUUUUCUCCAACGCAAUUAAUGCAUGUCAAAGUGUCCGAAGCCACGAAACCACCAACAUCCUAUAUCACAUCAUUAACGUCGCAAACAGAAACAUUUACCCCAAUUGAUUAUAUUCUCGCCAGUUAUAAUAUGCGAAACCUAUCGAAAUUUUAUGCGCCACCAGGAAGCGCAGAAAAAGCUGCAUACGCUUUGCUACAACUCGAGAAGGAUUCACCGAUUACAAUACUUACUGGUUUCUGUGUGACAGAAAGGCUUGUAGAUAGUGAAAAGAUGCCGGUAGCCGAAACAGAUGGCCCUCCAGGUGCAGUGCUUGCAGGUGAAACGCUUCGCAAACUGUCCUAUCAUGUGUCAUAUGUUGCUGAUCCUGUUACAUGUAAUGUUCUCCGGGCGUGCUUGAAAUCAAUCGCAGCUGAUGACCAUUGUGUUCACGAAUUUUAUGCACGUCAUGAUGAAGAAGAACAGAUUGCAGAAGCACAUAGACUCAUCAAUCUACUUAAGCCCAAAGCGAUGAUUGCUGGAGAGCUCUGCAGUCGAAGUUGGAAUGAUGGAAUCCGUCACAAUAUGAAGGGCAAAAAUAUUAAUGAUUGGAAUCCGCCAGUCGAUGAAAUGCUCGUCCAAUUUAAAGGUAGAGGUAUUAUUAUUGCAGUUGGUGAUGGUGGCAAUGAAGCUGGUAUGGCGAAUCUAAAAGAUAAUAUCCCACUCGCGUCCGACGGCAAAACGAUUAUGGCAAGUGGCGUAUACUCAGAUAUUCCUGUUACGUCAUGGAAUUCAAAUCUCGGUUUGCAAGCAGUUGCUUCCAUUGCUGCCGCAAUAGAAAGUCGAUUUGAAUUGAUUCCAACGGCAGAUCAAGUCAUCAAGACAAUUGAAGCUGCUUUGGAUGCAGGUGCAGUAGAAGGCGUCACUCAAGGAAAACAAGAAAAUUCUUUGAACGGAAGUUAUGCAACGCGUGGUGUGGACGGUUUUGCUCCUUAUGUUCAUGCGGCGGAUCAAGAUAAACUGAAAAGUACGUUGAUCCAAAUGAAAAUAAAAGCGAUGUUAUAA
Rotaria sordida is the source of this 1095-nucleotide messenger RNA. NCBI's taxonomy places the organism in Eukaryota, Metazoa, Rotifera, Eurotatoria, Philodinida, Philodinidae. The record is from the annotation of a GenBank genome assembly.